CAAACAAAGAGAUCCUCAGAAUCUGCAAUAAAGAAAAAAAAAUGUAUUCUGAGAAAGAAGGGUAGCAGAUUUCUGAGUGCAGAUGGAGAAGCAAAGGCAGAUGGAAAGUUGCCUUAGAAUAUUGCAAAUUCCCCUCUUUUGUUCUCUCCUAAAAAUCUUUCCUGUAUUUCUUAACUUUUGAGUAAUUGAACUGUUAUAUUUCCUUAGGAGUCUCUCAAACUAGACUAUGAAUUGGUAUACUUACUCAUUUAUACAAUUGACAACCAGAAAAAGAAGGGGUGUAGAGAAGCUUUAGACCUCAGAGUUGCAAAAGCUUUUGGUCCUGAAAGAUUUUAUAACUGUUUACUUUCGGCUGUUCAUAUUCCCAUUAGGUAAAUUUCCUAGCAUCUCCAGUUUACAACAAAGAGUCCAAAACUCAGAAAGUGACUUAUCGAUACCUCUCCUGGACAAGCCCAGCACUAAGCAUAGCAUAGCAGGGACUGAAUAAGAGUGACAGUAGAGUUUUUGAAGCUGGUGAGACAGAAGAAUAUAUAAAAUUUAUAAAGCUAUAAUGUAAGGUAGACAGAAGAAUGGAACAAAGGAGAUACAAGUCUACAUCUGUGAGCAGUAUGGGGGAGGCACCUCUGUUGACAAUGAGUGGUCAAACAUGCAUGGAGGAGGGCAUCCUUGGGCCUCAGUCCUGGAAGAUGGAUUGAAUGGGUAUAUUCAUACAGUCUGGACAACCUUUGGGAGCUGGUGAGCAGCAGGUCAAACAUAGAUGACAGCAAGUAAACUGAUCUGUGUGUCUUGAGGUAUAAGAAAGAUAAUUUUAAGAAUUGAGGCAAAAAAUAUUGAGAGAAAUACUGACUAUAGAGGGUUUUUAAUUCUAGGCAGAGUUUGGAUUUUAUCAUUUGAUAAUGAGUGAUCAUUUAACAAUUCUAAUAGGAACAAUGCAUUUUCAGAUUUGCGUUUAAAAAUAUUAGUUCUACUUUAGAGAUGAAUAGAGAGUGGCAAGAUAUUUAUUAGGAGGCCUUUAUUAUGCUAUACUCAUGUGAUAUCUUGAGUCUAAAGAGUGGAACUGCAGGUGGAGUGAAAUGGAGGAAGGUGCUGACAGAGGCACUUGGGAUUUGGUCUUUUCAUCAGGUCUUACUUGGUUUAAUGUAGUAGGUAAAGCAAAAGAAGAAAUCAAAGUUACAUUUAGAUUUAAAAUCUCAAUCUUGGGCACAAUGAUGAUAUUGUUCAAAGAGAUAGUGAACACAGAUGAAAAGCAAUUCUGUGGUGUAGAGAAAUGAUUAUUAACCCCAUGGCAUUUAGAAGCUAGAAACGAUUUGGUUAUAAAAUAAAUUAUUAAAAACUUACUUUAAUCAAAUUAAAUUAGUCAGAGAGCAAAGUGAUGCCUCAAGCUAAAUGGAUAAAAGAAUGAAAAAGUGGAUGGUAAUAUAAAAGUCUAAUGCACCUUGAUGAAUGUCUAGAAGAUUAUCUCCAUGAAUCAACAUUUCCCUGUCCAUUUAUCUUUUGUCCAGAUGAAUGGAUAAAAUAAUUUAACUGAGAGACUGUAUAGGAGCAGGGAAACUGAGAGUAGUGGAAGUUCGUUAACAUGAAAGAAUGCAAAGAGGAAAUUGUUAUUGUUUGUGAAUAAGUGAUUUCCUCAGGAAGAGAGCAUAAUUGUUGAAAAAGUAGUAAUUGGAAAGAAGAGUUUUUGUCUUAGGUCUUGAACAAAUUGAUACCCAUGAAUUGAAGAGUUCAAAGCUUUAAAUGUGACAAAGAGCCCAAUAGAGGCAGGUGAAAAGGAGGGCAAAUGGACCUGUCUUGCCAGCCAGAUAAGCUGAGACAACCCAGGCCAUUCAUGAAAUCUUGGUAAGAAGGAGAGGCAAGGAUAAAUAGUCUGGUGAACUAAUGUAUUAAUGCAAUAAAUUAUGGGACUUGAUAGUAUGUGAGGGUCUUAAAAUGUUAGGCAGAAACCAUGGAUAAAACUGUAUAUUUGUCUUCUUUACAGGAUAGUGGCCCUAGAAUCUAAGCAGGAGUUCCAGCAUGAGAGGUAAUUCCCACAACAGCUCAGGGUUUCCUCAUUUCAUCUUGACAGGACUCCCUGGGCUGGAGACCUCUCAACACUGGUCUUUUUUGCUCCUUGGUGCUCUCUACAUUGUCUCCAUUGUGGGCAAUGCCCGUAUCCUUUUCAUUAUCAAGAAGGAGUGGAGCUUGCACCAGCCCAUGUACUACUUCCUAUCCUUGCUCUCAGUUAAUGAUCUAGGUGUGUCUUUUCCCACACUACCCACGGUUCUGGCCACAUUUUCCUUCCACUUAAGGGAGAUCAACUUUUAUUCUUUGGCUCAAAUGUUCUUUAUCUGUCUCUUUUCCUUUGUGGAGUCUGGCAUCCUGCUGGCCAUGAGCUUCGACCGCUAUGUGGCCAUCUGUAUCCCGCUGCGCUAUGCCACAGUGCUCACUGAUGCCCGUGUGGUGCAUAUGGGCAUGUCCAUUAUUAUCCGCAGUUUCUGCAUGGUUUUCCCACUACCUUUCCUUCUGAAGAGAUUACCCUUCUGCAAGGCCAAUGUCUUCUCCCAUGCCUACUGCCUGCAUCCAAAUCUGAUCUGCCAGCCCUGUGGUGACAUCACCAUCAAUUGUAUGUAUGGUCUAUUCAUCGUCAUCUUUACCUUUGGCCUGGAUUCUGCCCUCAUCCUCCUCUCCUAUGUGCUCAUACUCUGCUCUGUACUUGCCAUAGCCUCCCGGGAGGAGCGAUUAAAGACUCUUAACACCUGUGUGUCACACAUGUGUGCUGCGCUCAUCUUCUAUGUGCCCAUGGUGUGUGUGUCUAUGGCUGCUCGGUAUGGGAGGCAUGCCCCAUGGUAUGUACACACACUCAUGUUCCUUAUCUAUCUCUUUGUGCCUCCGAUGCUCAACCCUGUCAUCUAUUCCAUUAAAACCAAACAGAGUCGUCAGAGGCUUUGCAAAAUACUACUGGCAACCAGGAUUUGAGCAGGAGACUUGUUGAAAAGAAGAGAUUCAGAGGAUGUUUAUCCUUACUCCGCAAAUUUGAGUUUUCAAGACCUGCUUCAACAGGGCAUUUUAAAUAUCCUUCAGGGCACUGACCUUCCAUUAGGAUUCCAGCUAUCAGUUGUUGCAUCCUGGCAACAGUUAAGUCUAAACCUAACAGGUUUUGCCAAGUUAAAUUGGGCUAUAAUUUUUUUUAAAAAGUGUUUGCUCAAUUUCCUUCUUUUUAAAUCCAAGAAUAUGCAUUCUCAUAAUUAAUCCUUCAUCUUGUCACAAUAUGUUGCUAUUAUCUUUUGUUUAAUGUGAAUCAUCAGAAAGGAAAUUACUGAUUACCAUGGAGACACUGUCGUAAUGGGGGAAAGGAUUCUUUUGCCAAGUAUUAUGUCAAAGAGAUAUUAGUUAAAAUCACACACACACAUACACACACACACACACCCCCCACAACCCAAUAACUAUGCAUGCCACUGUUUAUUUCAUAUAACAUGCACCAUCCACUUAGUGUUUAAAAAUGAUAUAAGUGUAAUUGCAUGUAAAUUAUAUUAAAUUAUUUAAAAUUAAUAUUAAAAGUUGGUGAAGUUUGUAGGAUAAUUUAUAUUGUAUGUCUGUGUGUAUAGUAACAGAGAAUUAAGAAAAUAAUAAAGUAGGAAGACUAUUUGGUCAAACAUGAAAUACAUAUAUAUAUAUUUAGAGAGAGAUGUACAUAUAUAUGUA
This is a messenger RNA of Chlorocebus sabaeus (green monkey), 3678 nucleotides long. RefSeq names its product olfactory receptor 51I1-like. Gene Ontology annotation, biological process: G protein-coupled receptor signaling pathway. Gene Ontology annotation, cellular component: plasma membrane. NCBI's taxonomy places the organism in Eukaryota, Metazoa, Chordata, Mammalia, Primates, Cercopithecidae. Gene Ontology annotation, molecular function: olfactory receptor activity; G protein-coupled receptor activity. The record is from RefSeq and is a predicted model, not a curated record.